Bradysia coprophila is the source of this 2158-nucleotide messenger RNA. RefSeq names its product slowpoke-binding protein-like. Gene Ontology annotation, cellular component: plasma membrane; membrane raft. Gene Ontology annotation, molecular function: receptor tyrosine kinase binding; SH3 domain binding; ubiquitin protein ligase activity. Gene Ontology annotation, biological process: signal transduction; negative regulation of epidermal growth factor-activated receptor activity. The record is from RefSeq and is a predicted model, not a curated record. Lineage: Eukaryota; Metazoa; Arthropoda; Insecta; Diptera; Sciaridae.
UAUCUUCAUAAAGACGUAGUUUUUCUUCACGUAGCACCAAUACAACAGUAAAGCCUUUCGAAUACUCCAAAUUCAAUUUGAAGUAGCUUAGAGGAAUGUGAAGAGCUAUUUAGCAUACAAGACAGAGUGUAGUGUGUAGAAUAUAAUUGGUUCAAAUGCCGUUUCCUAAAUGCUAUGUGCUCGGUUCAAGUUAUUACAUUAAGACGAAUGAAUUCACUGGUCGUGAUGCAUUCAAUCAAAUACAAGAACCAAGACAGUACCCGAUACGUAAAUAUCGAAGGAGGAGACCCGUACGUCGAACACAAUCAGAGUCAGACCUGAGCGUAGAGAAUUCUGAAUGUCAGUCAACCGAAAAUUCUUCAAAGCCCAAAUCGAAACUGGGAGUCUUGACCAAAAUGAUGUUCAAUCGUGCAAAGAACAGUCCUGAUGGCAGUCCGAGCAAAGAGUCUGGCUCAUCGUCCAGUGCUUGGUUGAAUAAACUGUGGCGAAACAUGAAAUCGCAGUACUCAUCGUCAGACAUCAAAAUGAGAGCUCCAGAACGGACGCCACCCGAACGAGCCUUACGAGAACGGUCAUACACGGCAUGCGAGGAAUGGACGGAAAAAUCCGAUGCGCGUUACAAGAUCAUGGCACAUCUGGAUGUGAUUGGGUGUAGAGAGGACAAAAAUUGGUUCAUAGUCAACGAUUCCACCAUUCAAACCCAUCGUCUGAUGACAUGGAUCCCACUGCCGGCCAAUUGUGUCGCUCUGGAAGACCUAUCCACAUUCAAUUCACCGAAAAGUGUACUGAUGGAACUUCUGUGUUCAUUGCAACAUCCGUACGUUUAUCCCGUACUUGAUUUGGGCAUUUUCUAUUCGAAUCCGUCGCACUGCGCGUGUUUAGUUAUGCCGAUUAAUGUCCGAGGGAGCCUUAAGGAUUACAUUUACAAAUCGAUACAAUGGAAUGAGCCGUUUAGACGAAAAUACUCAAAAACACCAACAGCUCUAACAUCGGUGCAAGUUCAGCGAUUUGGCCGACAUAUUUUGGAGGCGUUACGAUUUUUACGGGACCGCGGUAUUCCACAUGGUCAUGUGCAUAGCGGCAAUGUGAUUCUUCAGAAUGGCGUUGCUCGGCUAUCGGGAUUGGAAAAUGGUCUACUUGGGUUGGACUCAAAAGUGAAUGCGGUUGUAUCGGCAAAGAGUGUAGCUGAAGUUCAGCAUAGGGAUGUCAUUUGCUUUGGACAUUUACUUUUUGAAAUGUGCACCGGAUAUGAAUUGCUGACUCCGCGACCGACCACUGCCAACUUUAACACAGAUUUGGAACGUUAUCCGAAGGUCGUUGAAGUGCUGCAAGCAAUUUUCGAAUCUCCCGGCAACCGAUAUCCAACCAUUGAUGACCUUGUUCGUUUUGAUUUAUUCCGGAAUGUUGAACUGCGUGAAAUGAGAGGACCGACGAUUUCGUCACUGAAACCAGAUCUUAGCACAUCCACAUCGAACCUACUAAAUGCGGUUCGUCGACGACAAGUUGCGCCAUUGAUUCGUUCGUACAGCGAGUUCGAGGAACCACAAUACAUUGCACUAGAUGAUCCAAAUAGUGAAUUCUACGCGUCGAUCAAUGGUUCGUACAGUGAUCUAUCGUACGCCGGCGUCUUAGAGGGUCACAUAACUGUGACACAGGAACAAUACGAGCAAUAUCGCGACAUGGGCACCACUUUUCAGCUCUGCAAAAUAUGCACGGAAAAUGACAAAGACAUCCGACUCGAGCCGUGCGGUCAUUUGCUAUGCAUUCAGUGCUUGACCAAAUGGCAGAUUGAUUCCGUUGGAUACGGGUGUCCGUUCUGUCGUGCUGAAAUUCGGGGAACCGAACAAGUAGUAGUAGAUGAAUUCCAGCCACGCACGUAAUUUUGCUAUGCUACUAGGACCUCUAGGUUAGGAGCUUUUGUCAUCUGUCAUUAUUGACGUCAACCACCAACCUAUCCCCCAAACUACAAAACUAUGAAUAAACGUUGUCGUCGCUGUAUCCGCUGGACACUGCACCGUCCAGACUUAUAAUUUUAGCUGCACUAAUCUAAGACAGCUAAAGCUGCAACUGCCCAAUAACAAGAAAUCAAUCUCAGGGAAUAAAUCGAGAUCGAGAAUUUUUGAAGGGUGCACGUGUAAAAAGGCAUUUUUCAUGUGUC